CCAUUUUACCGUUAUCUGUCACCAAGCCAUGAUGUUGUCGUGCAGUUGGAGGUAUGGAACCAGACGAGCCGCAGACAGACGUUACUGACGCUGAUGCCAGCUGGACACUUUCUACAUAUAUAUCCAUUCAACUGUAACCAUGACAACAAUGAGUGAUGACUAAAUUGACCAGGGGACCGUAUAUCGGUGUAUGUUGACACAGAAGAGGGUUGGAUUUGUAUGAAUAUGUGGUAAAUAUGCAUAGUGACUACUUGACCUUCAAGGAACAGGGAUUUCGGUGAUGUGGUUUUCCUGGAUUUUGUUUCACGGAGCUAUUUUCACUGGUCACAGGAUUUAUGUCAGGGAUUAUUCAAGUCAUUACCCAUAAGCUGGAGACACUCCAGUACAACUUGACAUGAGAACAGAAUACUGGUGUGGGUCUAUGAACUAAUCCCUGUUUACCGGUCACCAAGUGCUAAACGCAAACAUCUUCAGGCAAAGGCUUGACAAGGAGGGAGGAUUAAAGUUCACGUACGUCUGAGAGAGCAUGUCUUAUUAGUACGAUAAAAGGAGUGUCUCAUGUGAUAUCAAAGCUGCCUGUACUGUUAUAACGCGGGUUAUAGUGUGAAUGUAGGUAUACAGAACGUAGAUUUAUUGUGAAGAACGUUUAAUUUUUCAAAUCAUUAUAAUGCCUACGUCUGCGACUCGGCGUCAGUCCCCCUCUCGUCCCCGCACCUCCCAGAGCUCCGGGGGGAGACUGAGUGCCCGUCAGGCGGUUGGGAGGGAAGAAGCCCGGCCGGGCGAGUAUGAAAUAGAACUUCUAGAGUAUGAGUGGCCCGACCUGCCUCCCAUCCCAAACAUGAAGGACGCCAUCACGAGAAGACGAGUCAGCAACGGCAUCACGUAUCUACUUCCGGUUGACAAGGGUAAAAAUUCCAUCAACAGUCAUUUCAGGACGGACUUGCGAGCCAUGUUUCAGGAACCAUAUGCAAGUGAUGAUCUUAAAUACGAUGACGGUAGAGUUAAACUUAGUGCCAAGGUCCACUUCACUUCUAAUACAGCUGACACAAAAUGGACAAAAGAUCAUUUACGAUCACUUCCGGUUGAACUUAAUGCUAAUUCUGAGCAGGUCCGGAAGUUGUAUACUCGGUCGGCUCCUUCCAGUGCGUCUGCAAGUCGAAGGAUGGGCGUCGACCCUGGUAAGUUAAGAAAAAGGUCUAAUCUCUACCUGCCAAUUAAGGCACGGGUUCCACCGGAAGCAAUCAAGAUCAGAAAAGAAGUAGAGAAAAUCAUCAAGAGCGUGCAAGAGGAUGAUGGUGAAUAUGAUGAAUCCAAGGGCGCAGUCCACGAGGACAACGUUGAAGACACGACUCACGUCCCAGAAAGGAGAAAAACACUCGUCUUUGACGACAGCAUGGUAAUGGAUGGUAACCAAAGAGUGUCUUCCCUGACAAACAGGUUUAAAAAGAUAGAUUCUCCCUACGGGAAGCAACAUUUCAACUCAUACGAAGAGUUACGGAGAGCUAAACCUCCACGAAUUACAAUCCCCGUCGCAUUUAAGUCGCAGUUUUUGUCGGAAGAGAAGAACCAAGAAAUCUGGGACUGGUUACAUGACGGGGAUGCGCUGAACGACUUUGAGUACUUCCUGUCAGUGUGUGGGUGAGAAUUCUGUGUGUUGGUGACCUUUCGCCACAGCUACAGCAAAAGAAUGUUGUGCGUGUCCAACUGAACCUGUUCCACAUGCCUGUUUACGUACCCUAUGUCCUCCCAAUGGAUAUCCCCAUGCCUCUGAAUCUGAAUCUGACGCAAGUAACGAUAUUUCUCAAAUUAUUUGCAGAGCGGAUAUAGAACAGAAUAUCGACGAAGGUCAGGAUGGGUAAGCGCGCGUGUUGAUGUUCGGAUAAAAGUUGCGUGAAAAGCACUUUAUUUAUACCCCAGACAAUACCGGACUGGAUAUCCUAUGACGGGAGUCGAAAUUACCAUGUGUUUGUUCUAUCUGCGAUGGCCCCUUCAAUGCCGUUAUCCCAGAGGUGACUUUGUUGAAUUGAUUGAUUGUUUGUUGUUUUACGCCGCACUCAGCAAUAUUCCAGCUAUAUGACGGCGGUCUGUAAAUAUUAGAGUCUC
This is a messenger RNA of Haliotis rubra (blacklip abalone), 2103 nucleotides long. RefSeq lists its product as uncharacterized. The transcript has a single exon. The record is from RefSeq and is a predicted model, not a curated record. Lineage: Eukaryota; Metazoa; Mollusca; Gastropoda; Lepetellida; Haliotidae. The coding region runs from base 668 to 1642 and encodes 324 amino acids.